UAGCAUGGCCCCGAUCCAUCCGGCUUUCCGUCACAUUUUCAGUCUGCCUGUCGAGGUCGGAAUUUCCCUUACUCGACCUCAUCGCGCUUGAGACUCGUAUCCUCGCCGGAUGGUGGCCCCUUCGCUGACGUCGUCGCGAUGGUUGGGGCUCAUGAUAUCCAGUCCUCCCCACCCCGUUCACCGUGUCCUCGGCUGAACCGACCGUCGGUGUGGGUUUCUCCAUACAGUAUUGCGACACCGUCAAUAGAGUCGGCCCGUGGUGAACGACGGCCGCAUUACGUCCACAACCGCGGGUCAAUCCAUCAAACGAGUUUUGCUGAAAGAGGCAUCGACCGUCAUGCAGGAGACAGGGCACAAUCACACACGGGCUGGCCCCCCGGGCUUCCCCCAGUGGGGCGCACACCUUUUCUCACCUCUCGACUCGGACCUUGGCUGGCUUGGCAGCUCUCUCCCUUGGUCAAGCCUGGGUGUGGUUUGAUUUUUUCUAGAACACCCACCCCUACCCUGCUGGUCGUCCGGUCGCUUUUUAGGCUCUGCUUCACCCCCUACCACCUUUCCGCUUUGAUCAUUUCUCCCCUUUCGGCUCACCGUCACGAAAAUUUUUCUCGUUGCCAAUGCGAUUCUCAUUUCGUUCAGGGAGACAGAAGAAAUGUUGAGGAUGGUCCCCAUCUGGCUCUGGCAACCGUGAGUCACACAACGGCCGAGUCUCAUGUAUGGCGCAUGCUUUGGUGCCCUAAUGGCUCGCCUGGGCCCGUCGUCUGCUGCGUUGAUGUCCAAUAUGAGCAGGCUGUUUUGAUCCUGACCGCUGGAUGGCCAAUGGGCGGAGGCCGGCAGGCUCUGGAUGCAGCAUUAUCGGCCCCCGAUUGGAGUGGCCGGACGGUUGUCUGGCGGGGACGGACCAAUGUCGACCUCUUCCUCCUCGCCCGGGGUCCACAUGCUCCAAGGUGAAGGCAUGCUCUCCUGCAGCCCCCUCAUGGGCGUCAAAAAUAGGCUACUUCCAAGCGGAUAUGGGACAAAAUCAACCGACCUCACUCCCGGUUUGGCCUUCACCGACACUCUCCUCAGCCUUGAAGAGGGCACC
Messenger RNA from Chaetomium fimeti, 1081 nucleotides. RefSeq lists its product as uncharacterized. The transcript has a single exon. The record is from RefSeq and is a predicted model, not a curated record. Lineage: Eukaryota; Fungi; Ascomycota; Sordariomycetes; Sordariales; Chaetomiaceae. The coding region runs from base 139 to 948 and encodes 269 amino acids.